This is a messenger RNA of Talaromyces stipitatus ATCC 10500, 321 nucleotides long. RefSeq lists its product as uncharacterized. The record is from RefSeq and is a predicted model, not a curated record. The transcript has a single exon. NCBI's taxonomy places the organism in Eukaryota, Fungi, Ascomycota, Eurotiomycetes, Eurotiales, Trichocomaceae. The annotation marks the transcript as partial.
ACACUUUUAAAUCUUAUUAUCAUACAACGUCUUCCAUUCUCCUGCGUAGAAUGGCCAGAGUCUCAUGCUUUCGUUAAAGCACUGAAUCGAGAAUCGCCCUCGUUUAUUCCUAUUUAUGAUUCAAUAAUGACAGAGUGGAUUGCUGAACACUUCAUCCAAAGCCGGGAUACUAUGCGAAAAGUACUUCAAUCGGCAAAGACGAACAUCCAUCUUACUGUUGACAUUUGGACUUCUCCAAGUCAUUCCCUCCUUCUUGAAAUAUGUGCCAGCUUUGCCGAUAUCCAGGAUAAAUAUCAGAACCCUCUGAUUGUCCUUCGUAUA